AUGCCCGCUACGGCGUCCCGUGCCGUCCUUCGGCAAUCGCAGUUCCUCGUCCGGAGAACCGCUGUCAGGCACGCCUCCUCCACCUCCGAGGCUGCCUCCAAGGCCAGUGAGACUGCCUCUUCGGCCGCCUCCAAGGCCUCUGAGGGUCUCUCCAAGGUCACCUCCUCCGCGGGUCCCGCCAUCGCCGGUGCCGCUCAGAACGCCGGUGCCGCCCUGCGGAAGAUUGGUGGAAGGACCGGAAAAGUCAUCGCCUUUGUUGAUUCCAUGAUACCCCCUACUGUCUACUACACCAAGGUCGGCAUCGAGCUCGGAAAGUUGGUCUUCCGUGGCCAGAACAUGACCCCCCCGAACCUGGCCACCUUCCAGUCCUACUUCCAGCCUCUGAUCAACGGUCUCCGUAACCCCGCCGCCCUCAAGAACGUCAAUGUCGUCUCCCCGUCCAACAUCGUCGCUCGCGUCCGCAACGCCAACAAGAAGGAGAUCGCUCUGGCCGGUGUCACCCUUGCGGAGGUUAUUGGUUUCUUCACCGUCGGCGAGAUGAUCGGCCGCAUGAACAUCGUGGGCUACCGGGGCCACGCUGAGCACCACCACUAG
Messenger RNA from Aspergillus terreus NIH2624, 594 nucleotides. RefSeq names its product F1F0 ATP synthase subunit g. Gene Ontology annotation, biological process: proton motive force-driven ATP synthesis. The coding region runs from base 1 to 594 and encodes 197 amino acids. Gene Ontology annotation, molecular function: proton transmembrane transporter activity. The transcript is spliced from 3 exons. The record is from RefSeq and is a predicted model, not a curated record. Lineage: Eukaryota; Fungi; Ascomycota; Eurotiomycetes; Eurotiales; Aspergillaceae.